Molecule: messenger RNA, 1074 nt
Organism: Epithele typhae
Lineage: Eukaryota; Fungi; Basidiomycota; Agaricomycetes; Polyporales; Epitheliaceae
Product: Endonuclease/exonuclease/phosphatase
Exons: 1
Molecular function (GO): catalytic activity
Source: RefSeq, a predicted model, not a curated record
AUGAUGCGCUCACUACGGAUUGUAUCGCACAACGUGAAUCACACACCUGCGCAAACGCACUUCGUGCUGGAGAGCUUGGUGGGAGAGUGUGACAUAUUGCUGGUACAGGAGCCCUACUACGGGCCGAUAAAGACAAUUGCGUCAAGCACGGACCCAGCAGGAGAUGUGCUGACUGGUACGCAGGUGCACGCAGCGUGGCAGCUCAUUGAGACGGGCGAGUCCGCGCGCGUGUGCGUGUAUGUGAACAGAGAGCUGGGAGAUCUCCGCCCACAAAUAUGCUCACACGUUGUGGACCAUCGGGACAUCAUCCUGGUGUCUAUCCGCAUCGACGGGCAGGUGCACCAUGUGAUGAACGUCUAUAACGACGAACACUGCACCGCACUGUCAUGGCUACUGGAUCACGCGGAACAGAUCCCGCCGCUGGAUUUGGUGGCAGGAGACUUCAACCUGCACUCAACACAGUGGGAGCCGGACGCACCGCGCGAGAGCGCGCGUGCGACUGAGCUGGUGAACCUAAUGGCCGGGUGGGGCCUAUGCCUCGCAAACGCGGACGGCGUGCCAACGCACCGCCCACACAACACCGCGCUGCGCAGCACAACACCGGACCUGCUGUGGGCUCCGGCGGACCGCGUGGCGCGGGGGGAGGUCCAGGUCAAAAUAAACUUGGAGGGGCGCGGCCUGUCCGACCAUGCGCUCCUAUGUGCGAGCUUCCCUGUGGGGUGGUGGGAGAAAAUCCUGCCAAAAAACAUCAAACGUGGCUCGAAGGAGGAGAAGUCCUUCAUCAGGGACCUGUGUGACGAAGUCGUAACAGUGCCCGCGCAAGUAGGCACAGUCGAGGAGCUUCAGCGCACAUGUGACACGGUCCUGGCAGCCGUUCAGAGGGUGUGGGAGGAGCACGCAGUGCAUCCCAAGGUAUCGUCACGCUCUAAGCAAUGGUGGAACGCAGAGUGCACGGAGGCUCGGGACGCUUUCCGAGCCGCGCGCACGGACGAGAAUCGGGCAGCGUUCAAGCGUGCCACCAAGGCCGCGAAGAACAAAUACUUCGAUGACCGCAUUGCGGCCACGUGUGAGAAG